UGUCCAUAUGAGAUCAGAUCACCAAGACGCACUCGAGUGCUGCAUGUGAACCGGGUCGGUGUUUCCCUGUGCACUAAGCUAGCUAUCACUUUCUCUCCUGCUGACAGAUUGCAGCUCACAGUAAUAUUUAGUUUUCUUCUUGGUUGGCUCAGUUAUACACAUGUUUGUGUUUUUAAAGAGAAUAUGGUCGUGUGUGUAGGAGGAGAAAAUUGACUAACAGACCUGGAUUUAAAAAAGAGUUUCUUGUUUGACUUGUUUAAGCUACAGAGAGCAUCAUUUUGUUUGAAUCUGCUGAUUUAGUGUUUGGGUGCUUAAUGCUAUGCACAGACCUGCUGCACUGUGGCAAGCAAUGUGAGGGGGAAAGUCGAUAGAACAGAAUGAAGAGAAAAGGCAGUGAGAAAGUGAGGUAUGGUGUCAGUGAGGGCAGCUGGUGGUACAGCCUGCAGCCAGAUGAGGCUGAAAUCUGAGACUUGCUUAACCACAGAGGCUGUGGAACGGAGGGAGCAGAGAGAAAGAAACACAAGUGGGAGAGCGAGAGAAGGAAUGUCCACCUAAGAAGGGGAGCGAAAUACGCGAGCUUGAGGCAGGCAAAAAUGCAAGAAAGUAUACAGACGUGUACAUACGCUGUCUGUAUACUUUCUGUAUGUAUAUUUUCAGGCGCAAAUAAAAUUUGUCAAGUGUCAGCUGUGUGAGGAGAGAGGGUUAUGUGUUUGGGUAGGGAGUUGUCAGGGGAGAGCGGGGAGGGUGUGAGCGAGGCUGCUGUUUGGACUGACAUUGGAUGCCGGCUUAGCUUUGCUCUCUGUCUUUCUCACAAACGCACCCAGCAGCAGCGACACCAACCACACUCGUGGGGACGGAGGGAACUUCGCUCAGUGAGGGAGUGACUUUAUUUGGGACGCUUUCUUUGUUUCCUUCUCUCGCAAGUCUUAUCAUCUUAAGAAACCAAAAAAGCAGAGCUUUGUUUUCCUAUCAAACUUUUUUUUUUUUCUACCUUCCAACUCAAGUACACUGGACAGGAUUUGUUUUUCUAUCAAAAUCACCUCUGUUUGACUGUGGGAAAUGUUCCUGCCCCCAGCAAACCUACAAUUUCAGAAGGUGGUUGUUGGAUGCAUUUGUACCUGUUAGAUGUUGCAGUGGUGUAGUGCCAAACAGUUCCUGAAAAUUUGGCACCAGGAGAAACAAAGGUGGAACCUGCUAAAGGAUAAUUAUCCAGUGUUGAAGAAACUACUGUGAGUUGGCUAAACUGCCUUGCUUUGCUGUCUGUUCCUGUAUUGACCGAUUAGGCCGAAACAAGGGAGUGGCCGGCUGACCACACACCAACAGACUGCUUACAGACUUGAUUUUCAAGGUUUUAAUUUUAACAGAAAACAAAUCUGAUGGUUUGUGUCGAAGCAUUGCAGUGAAAACAUCGGUGACCUGCUAUUUUUGUUUUGUUUUUUUCAUCUCUCUUUCCAGCCUUGGCCACUCUGUUGUGCCAUCUCCUCUGAGAACUCAUUUUACCAGCUAUUAAGGAUCAGUUUGCCUCUCUGGACACAGUUCUUUCAUUUCAGCUUACCCCAACCCUCAUGAACUUGUUCUUCUCAAAUGGGUGAGCAGGAGGAUGAAACAUGAUCCUGUGUUUGGGGCAGCAGUAACACUGUGUGGUUUCCAUGGAAAAGGCCAGAGAAAUAUGGCGCAAAGGGAGCGUAUAAAUGCCUUACCUCUAUGUCUGUGGUACAAGUGAAAUCGAAGCCGGCUACUAUAUCGCUGCAAGCUCCACCCUGGAACUCCUUGCUCAGACUCUUCUCAUGUGUAGCCACAAGGAGUGUGCACAGGACUAAAGAGGUCCCCACAUUUCAAGAGGAGACGAAAACCUUAUUUGGAAAUCUUAUGGACGAAGAAAUGAGUCGCCAGACUGCCACCGCGCUGCCCACAGGAACAUCUAAGUGCCCUCCCUCUCAGCGUGUGCCCACCCUUUCAGGCACCACAGCCUCCAACAGUGACCUGGCGAGCCUGUUUGAGUGUCCUGUCUGCUUCGACUAUGUCCUCCCCCCAAUCCUCCAGUGCCAGUCCGGACACCUGGUGUGCUCCAACUGCCGGCCUAAGCUCACUUGUUGCCCCACCUGCCGAGGUCCCCUGGGUUCCAUCAGGAACCUGGCCAUGGAGAAGGUGGCCAACUCUGUCCUUUUCCCCUGCAAGUAUGCCUCAUCAGGCUGCGAAGUCACCUUGCCUCAUACCGACAAGACCGAGCACGAAGAGCUUUGCGAGUUUCGGCCGUAUUCCUGCCCCUGCCCCGGCGCCUCUUGCAAGUGGCAGGGAUCAUUGGAUGCAGUCAUGCCUCACCUGAUGCACCAGCACAAGUCCAUCACCACACUGCAGGGGGAGGACAUCGUGUUCCUGGCCACAGAUAUCAACCUGCCCGGUGCGGUGGACUGGGUAAUGAUGCAGUCGUGCUUCGGCUUCCACUUCAUGCUCGUGCUGGAGAAGCAGGAGAAGUACGACGGACACCAGCAGUUCUUUGCCAUCGUGCAGCUCAUUGGGACUCGCAAGCAGGCCGAGAACUUCGCCUACCGACUGGAGCUCAACGGGCACCGGCGUCGUCUGACCUGGGAGGCCACGCCACGCUCCAUCCACGAGGGCAUCGCCACAGCUAUCAUGAACAGCGACUGCCUGGUGUUCGACACAUCCAUCGCACAGCUGUUUGCUGAAAACGGCAACCUGGGAAUCAACGUCACCAUCUCCAUGUGCUAAAAACUUUGAAGAGGAUUUAAAAAAACAACAAGUUACAUAUUGUUAGGGGGCAUUUUUUUCUUUGUUUUCUUUUUUUAUUAGAGGGGAGACCUCGCAGUGCCCCGCCCCUCUCUGCCUCACUCCUUCAGACAUGAAUUUGGACUGUCUAAUUAGGCAGCCAUGGAGGCCUGGGGGGGGGGAAUGGAUGGCUGAAUGUUUGGAUGGAUGAGUGGAGGAAAUGAAACAAAAUAACUGUGUAGUGACGGCUAUAGACUUGGAAACACAUUACGUGAGACCCACGCAGGGCCUCGCCCUCUGUUGGUCAUAAACGCGGACACAAACCGUCAAACUCCUUUCCUGGCCACGUGUCCCCCGUCUUGGAGUGAUUUCUCACCGCUCGUUCUCAUCGCUCUCUCACUCUUACACACACUUCAGACACUACGGCUCUUCCCGAGCGGAACGUGGAAGGGGCUCCGGUCCCUGACUUGAAGGAUCAAGCUAUAGUUCAAAAUGGACUCCUGGUCAGUGCUGGAGUGCUUGCAGGACAGCUAGCACUUCCUGUUUGUAGUCCACCUCAGUACCCCUCAAGUCCCCCCACACUUUCCCUCACUCGGACUGGAACGGUUCCCACGCUCCCCACCCUCGCAGGGCUAUGGCUGUGGCUGCUAUUGACGAUUUCAAACUGGAACCCUGAGUCCCUAAAAAUCUUUAUCUAAAAUGUAUCUUCACCUGUGACUGGGGAUCAUCACUCACAGACAUGAACGGCUGUAGCACCCCAAUCCCCGAGUAACGUCCAGGAAAAGAAGCUUGGAUCUGUGUUAAGGGUCCCGGGAUUACUACAACUGCGCGAGCUCGUUUUGCUUCCUUCUGCUCCACACCGGUUCCUCCCCCCAAAGCUAAAGAUUGCGCAUCGGAUGCUUGUUAUUAAAUUGUUGACUGUCAUCAUCAAUUAUUAAACUUUGCUGUCAUACUGGUUGGAUGUAAGAAGGCCCUCAGCUACGUCAGUCCUGGAGUUUUACUUUUUUUCUUUCUAAUUUUGAAGUUUUAUUUUCAAAGUGGACACAUCAACGGCUUUCUGACAUGCCAAACGCACAUUGCUCUUUGCAUUACAGGCUCUGUGUGCAGGUGUAAUAAAUUGACCGAGGAACAAAGGGGUCCUUUUUGUUUUUUUGUUUUUAGAACAAGGAGGAAAAAACCUAAACACUGCAUUUCAGUUGGAAGAAUUAUUAUUUCUCAAGUCUAUUUCUUUGGAACUAUUAGUGUUUUAUUUUUUAUUUUAUUUUUGUGUGUGCGCGCGUGUGCACUGUCUUUGCUGAAAACCUCUCACGUCUCUUUUGUUUGUGCUCGGCCUCGUUUCUCUGUCUGCCCGUGUCUGCUCACCGAUUGACUGAUCACCCAACAAGGAAUGAGGGACAGUUUCUACCGUUACAAUGUUGCUAUUGUUAUUAUUACAUGGAGAUUAUGACAAUUAUCGGUUUUUGUAUUGAAUUUUAAAAACAAACAUUAAAAGGCAAUUGUAAAAGUUGUGGCUAAACUUCAGUGUUUGUAGUUUAAAGGAAAAAAAAAAACAAGUUGUCGUUCUUCUGAAGGUUUCUUUUCUUCCAGAGUUGGGUUGCUUUAUUUUAUUUCCUCUUCAUUUAUUUGUCCCGCUGUCCUCUCAUUUGUGUGGUAAGUCUUUCCCCUUGAGCCCUUUUGUUUUGUUUGUUUUGUUCAAGGAUUGAGGGAGUUCAAGCCAAUCAUCUCUCCAUUUCUCCUCAUGUGGAGUCUCAGUAAUGUUGCUGCUCUCCCUGAAGUCCUCCACUUCUUCUGUUUUAAUUUGUCAUUAAAUAAAUCUAUCUUUUUCAUA
Molecule: messenger RNA, 4555 nt
Organism: Neolamprologus brichardi
Lineage: Eukaryota; Metazoa; Chordata; Actinopteri; Cichliformes; Cichlidae
Gene: siah1
Product: siah E3 ubiquitin protein ligase 1
Biological process (GO): multicellular organism development; proteasome-mediated ubiquitin-dependent protein catabolic process
Cellular component (GO): cytoplasm
Molecular function (GO): ubiquitin conjugating enzyme binding; zinc ion binding; ubiquitin protein ligase activity
Source: RefSeq, a predicted model, not a curated record